UAGGACUACAUUUCCCAGAGGGCAUCCGCACUUACGUCGCGACAGACAUUGUACGCGUGACGUUUACUGUUCUUGUUUUGGCAGUUUGUUUCGAUAUUCACGGAUUGUCAGUCCACCAAGAAGCCCUUUUGUACUGGUUAUCCACCACGAAGCUGCGAUGAUAACAACUGAGCAGUGAUUCUGUGUGCGGGCUGAUUCAGGGGGCUGGUAAGUGUAGUUUCACAAUGGCAGAUGGAGGCAGCGAUGACGAUGUCAUUCACCUGGCAAGCUUCAACGUCCACCGCAGCCAAGGCUCCCGUGCUCACAAGAGGGAGCUCAUCACCAUUUCUGAUGACUCUGAUGAGGAGCCGGUGACUCUGGUACCUGGCAGCCCUGUUUUAGUCCCGGACGAUGCCGAUGAUGACGACAUCAGCAUACUGGAGCCAUUAACUCCUGCACGCAGACAUGUGAUCCGGCCAGCAGCAAAAUGGAGUGGGGCCUCCGACAACCUGAUUCAAGUUGUAGGUCAUAGUAGCGCAACUUCAGUGGACCCUGGUUCUGCCCCCUCUACCUCCAGAGAUGCCAAGGCCCACGCCUCCCUAGCAAGGCGAGCCAUACGGAUACCAGUGCCGUCAAGUACUUUGGAACACACACAGCCACUCCCUGGCUCUUCAUCACACACACUGUCUCAGCCAAAACUUAACACAAACUCAAAGCAGCAGGACGGUACGGCACACGGAACAGUGGAGCUCCAUGCAGUUUCAUCAGUCCAAACUCCGUCUACCUCCACGAACGCCACCACAUCCAGAGCACCUACACACAUACAUCCUCAGCCUCAGCCCAGCACGUCCGGACUCGCACAGCCACAAGCUGGCUCCUCAGCACAUGUAACAGUGGAGCCCCAGGCAAGAACCUCCACCAGUACCACACACUUUUCUUGUGUGCUUGCAAGUUCUUCGACAAAUACUCAAGAAAAGGCGAGUACGAGUACUCAUUCACAAGACAAUCCUCAGGCCAGUACGUCAUCUGCACAAUCUCGCACACAGACACAGUCUCAGCCCGGUACAUCCACACAGUCUAGUGGGACCACCACCCCACAGCCCCACCUCAUCCAGGCAAAGGACAUGAAACUAGUAGUUGUUCCCCAGCAACCGAGCAUCCAAGCCUCAGCUCUCAUAACACAGCCCCAGCUGCUGCUCAGGUCCCAGAACCUGCUGCAGCCCAUGUCGCUCCUUCACAGGCAGGGCAAUCUCAUUCAGAUUGAGCCUCAGCCCCUGGCCCAGGCUCCGGCCCAGCCUCCAGUCCAGGCCCCGCAGCCCCUUCAGGUGAUCCCGGUGAUCCCCCCUGCAGUGCUAAUAGCUGCAGCGCCUGAGAGACUAGGUCCUCCAGAGGUGGGUCACCGGAUCGUCCUAGGGAGCCAGGCGCCAGGGGAGGCUGUUCCAAACCCUCCAACGCAGGCAGGCACCUCUGGCGCAGGCCCUCCAGCUGGCAGCCUCAACAUCAGGGUGCCUAACUCUAACCCCCACGCUCCUCCAGCACCCACUGCUUCAGUCCCCCGCAACGGAGGAGAGGCUCGACUGGUUCUGGCUCCAGCUCCUAACCCAGAACGGGUCAACCCAUUCGCCAGUCUGGUUGUGGUCCCUCCUGCUGCAGAGGACCUUCCCCGGAUAGAGGACGCGAGGCCCGGUCCGUCUGUACCACGAGAGAGAGCGGAGCAGGACGCCCUCGUUAGAACUCUUAUCACUGGUGUUCUGGAUCUAUUCCCAGAAGUCCAGGAAGCCUAUGUAGCAGAACUGAUCCGAAAGAAUAAUGUGAAACACUUGAAUGUUAUCUGUAACCUGCUGUUGGAGAACCCAGAGUAUCCGAGGAGGGAGACUGCAGCAGCCACAGCAGCUCCAACCAGCAUCCUACUGGAGUCUGGAGACACCCAGACAGAGGUGACUGAGGACCUGUUUGACUACGCCAAACUGGGCAAGGUGGGACACGAUGCCGUGAUGCAGGCUACUGACUUGCUCAUGGCGGACUUCAGAAUGCUCAGUUGUCAGGACAUCAAAUGGGCCCUCAACGCUCUGAAGGGACACUAUGCAAUCACACGCAAGGCCUUAUGUGACGCUCUGAAGAAGUGGCAAGAUUCAGACCUCUCAGGAAAGAGACGACGGAGCAGAGCCUCGUCUGAGCGCUGCUAUAUCGAUUUCCACUUUGAGCACGGCUCAGUCAAAUUUGACAAGAGGAUGUAUUUCUUGGAGAAUGACCGUCGUUACUGCCGGACGUACAACAAUUUAGAGGGUUCUCUGCAGAAGGAGCUGACGUUUUAUCAGCAGAAGGCCAAGGAAUGGGCGGAGCAUGAAGACUUCCUCUUGGCUCUGCAGGUCAAUGAAGACGAAUACAAAAAGGACGGCCAGCUGAUCGAGUGUGGCUGCUGCUACGGGGAGUUCGCCUUCGAGAAGAUGACACAGUGUUCAGACGGCCACCUGUUCUGUAAAGAGUGUCUGGUCAAAUACGCUCAGGAGGCAGUGUUCGGCACCGGGAAGUCGGAGCUGAGCUGCAUGGAGGGGGGCUGCCCGUGCUCCUACCCGGUGUGCGAGCUGGAGAAGGUCCUUCCAGAGAACAUACUGUGUAAAUAUUACGAGAGGCAGGCGGAGGAGGCUGUCGCUGCCACCUGUGCUGAUGAACUUGUGCGGUGUCCAUUUUGCAACUUCCCAGCCCUGUUGGACAAAGACAUGUCUCUGUUUAGCUGUCCAAACCCUCGGUGCCGCAAGGAGAGCUGCAGAAAGUGCCACGUCCAGUGGAAGCAGCACGUUGGGAAGACGUGUGAGCAGGUCCUGGAGAGGGACGAGAUCCGCAUGAGGGUGCUCUUUGAGGAGCGAAUGACGGCAGCCCGGGUGAGGAAGUGUGUGAAGUGCGGGACGGGCCUGGUCAAGUCGGAGGGCUGCAACCGGAUGUCGUGCCGCUGCGGCAGCUUCAUGUGCUACCUCUGCAGAGAGCCCAUCACGGGCUACAACCACUUCUGCCAGCACGCCCGCUCUCCGGGCGCUCCCUGCCGCCACUGCCGCAAGUGCUCCCUCUGGACCGACCCCACGCAAGAUGACGAGCGAAUCAUUCAGGAGAUUCAGAAGGAAGGCGAGGCGGAGCUGAAUAAGAAGUCUGCAGAUAAUUCAGGGAAGAGGGUCGGCCCUCCACCGGAGCCCGUCACAGACGCCAAGCGACCACGCGUGGGUCCGCCCCCUGAAAACCCACCGAACCUGAACCCCCUGGCCCCUCCUCACCCGCAGGCGGUACAAGCUCCGCUUUUCGUGCCUCCACGCGCCCGCUACCCACCGGCUCCACCCCAGGGCGGGAUGUACCACCCGGUGAUCAUGCCCCGGCUGCCCCCCGCACCCUACGUGCCCCCUUUACAGCACCUGCCCCCCCUGAACAAUAACAACAACAACAACCAUCACCACCACAACCCUCCAGUCAACCCUCACCACCAACACAUUGACAUGCCCAUGCACUACGGGCCGCACCGCUACUACAGACGCUUCUAACACACAUUCCCUGGGCGAGUGUGUGUCAGUCCCGGUGCGAUCAGCUCAGUACAGUCCUACUUUUCAUUUCAGUGCUGUUUUUGACAUCUGAUGUCAAGAUUUGAGAGUGCGUCACAUUUUUCGAUUUGUCCUCGCCACCCGUUUGCUCCUGUACACUCACGCAGGUUUCUGCCCUGCAGCUUGAUUUAGUCGUUUCUGUUUUCCAAUGAUAAAGCGCACUGAAAUGAUAAGUGCAUCUGUAGAAAGAGAAAUGUUUGGACACUUUGCCUUUCUCUCCCUGAGCUUGGGACUUCAGUAAAGAAGUGGAUCCCCACGUUCCGCGUUCCUUUUUUCAUCUUUUACGGUUUGAAUAUUGGGGUUGAACUGAUGAACGGUAUAGAAUCUUGAGGCAAUUUAUUUCCAGUUUAUACAGAUAUUUUUAAAGUAAAUAAUUGAAAAAAAAACAGUUAGCAUUCCCUUCUGUAUCUUUUGUGUAACAUGUUUGAGACCACACAGUUUUCUAAUAAAGUUUUCUGUUCACGUUGCUUCAGAAGA
Molecule: messenger RNA, 4040 nt
Organism: Acanthopagrus latus (yellowfin seabream)
Lineage: Eukaryota; Metazoa; Chordata; Actinopteri; Spariformes; Sparidae
Gene: rnf216
Product: ring finger protein 216
Exons: 17
Coding region: 225-3506 (1093 amino acids)
Molecular function (GO): zinc ion binding
Source: RefSeq, a predicted model, not a curated record